GGAAAGUACACUACUUCACCAACCAUAUUCGUAACAGCAGAACAUCACAGAGCACAUCUGAGACACGAUGCCGCCACUGUCUGGCUUGAAAAUGCGUCCGCAAGAUCCUUCAAGAUUUGUAUCCGAGAGCUUCAAAACUUUGCCGGAGUUCAUGACGACAUUUCCGUGGUAAGCUUAUAAUGGAAAUCAUGAGACAAUAGAUUGUUCUACACGGACAUACUCACUUUCACCUACUGUACAAUGUCAUAUUCUUUUCUUCCAUUUUUACAUUUGCAUUUUCUCAAAGCCUGCAGUGCAUCCAUCGUAGUUUGAGGAGUAGUGAGACAGCGAGAGCACAAUAUUUCGUAAUUCCUGCAGUCGCCCUUUUUUAAUUUUAAAGAAGAGGAACAUGGGGAAAGUAUAGUGCUGCCUGUCACUAUUGCAUCUUUAGUUAGUGCACCACAUCCUGAGCUACUUCUACUGUGCCGCUUCCGGGGGAUACUACCUAUAAUGGCCUAUACGGGGAGGCUAGCGCUCCGCCUGAAAGGAGUACCUUUUCCAGGCUUCUGGUAUAUGAAAGGAUAGGGAAAUCUGUAGACUUUCUAAAACUCCUUUAUUUUUCUCCUGGUUGGUUCAUCGCUCGCUCGGUCGGUGCGCAAUCUCAUGCAUUGAAGCUCGCUUCGCUCAUUUUUAAUAACUUGUAAGAGGUCGACUUGUAGCAAGUCUAGGAAAUCUGUCAUUUCGGUCUGUAAAAAGGCCCAAAAGGGUUACCAGAUGCGUUUUAUGGCUGUGAAAAAGUCGAGAAAAAGUGCUGGUUUUGUAAUUUAUUCAUAUUUAAAAGUGGGACGUUCACAGGAAUACAAAGUUCUAAUCUAGAAACAUGAAAGGGUUAACAUUUGCCAAUAAAAAGUACAGUCAAACCCUCUUUAAUACGGGCACCAAAGGGACAGAACCAAGUGUCCGCUUUACAGAGGUAACCGUAUUAUAGAGGUAGGGAUGGAUGAUUUUUGGAAUUUCUGAGACCAAACGAACUGUCCUUAAUGGAGAGUUGUCCGUAAGGAGAGGUUAGACUGUAUACAAAAAGAGCUACCUUUUUUGUCAAAAAUGGUAAUAUAUAAAGGGGUAAAGGGUUGGGCGUUGGGGCGGGGCUCCACAUACAAACUUUGUUGAGCAAUCCCCGGGUGACCCCCGGUGCACUGCUCCCCCCACCCGUCUCUCUCCCUCUCUCCCUCUCUCUACCCACCGCCAGACAUUUUUUAAUUUCUUUUGUUGUUCCAUUGCAGAACUGGAUAGCGUUCGAAUCGAUUCAUAGGCCCCUAUUCUCAGAGCAUAAUGAUAUAAAUUUUCCAAACGGGAAUGUACUCUCGAAAAGCAAUAAUUUCGCUUUCUGCAAGGUAUGUAACUAAUCCCUCUCCCCGUAGCUAGAAAGCAAGACUACCAACGGGGAUAAGUUUAGGAAAAACAAGUCUUUUCUUCAAAACAAUUCGUAGAGACUCGAGCACUUAAAAGUUAUACCCUUUUUUGAUAAUGUUUUGAAUUGAAAAAAGGAGAGAGAAUAAAGUUCGAUGUUCAUUCCAUGUAUUCAAACGUUUUUGAGAAAAUACUAAAAGAAACAAAGUAACUUAAAUGCGAGUAAAGUGUUUCUUUUAUUUCUAUGACAGGACGUGAGUUUCGUACGAAGUUACAACAAUUUUCCAACAGUGCUGCUAACAGCCAAACAUUCUAGCAGUGGAGGAAACGCGGCCCCAGAAUGCAACGGAAUUGUCAGCUGGGUUGAGGUCCAUAUUCUAUAAUUGCUACCACAGGCAGACCAUCGUUUGAGUUAUAGCCUGUGUCAACCAACACGCUCGGCUUGAUUCAAGUGAUCGGGCAGAAAUACCGAUUUUUGCAGCAUUUUGAACCCCCAGUCAAAAGUUGAAAUAAUGUAAAAAAAAAAAAAAAAAGAAAUGAAAGAAAGAAUGGUGAAUGAUUUUUACUUACCGGUUGCUUUUAGUACCGUCUUCUGCGCGCCUUUUGGUGGCCAGUUUUGAGUCGCUUGAAAUUAGCGCCCCGGAUAACGUUUUUCGUUGUAUUACGUAUCUUGUCGGAGAGCCAACUUCAAACCAAUGCAAACGACUCAAAACGCCACCUAAACCCAAAAGACCACACUAAAAGCAAAACAUAAGUAAACUUUAUUCAUUCUUGAACAUUAUAUCAUCAUUGGGGACCAAAGGGUACUACAUUCUGCAUUUUAUUCUGAUAUGAUUUCUCCCGAUCAUUUGAACCAAUCCGAAAGCGGUCGUUACCAAAUACAGUAAAUCUCUGAGGUUAUAUAUCUCGCAUGGUGACAACACGCUACCUCGAGCAGUUCCGAUCAGGCACGGUCUGCUUCCACUGCUAUCUUAGACACCUUACAUGUAGAAUAUCGCUACAAGCCAUAGCGUGCAUACUUAUAAUACAGACUGAGUAACUAAAUGUAUUACGUAACCAAACAUUAACUACCUGCCCGGUUAGCUCUAUUAGGAAAGCCCUUGACUGCUGACUGUGAGUUCGUGCACCCAAUGCGUUGGUGUCUACAAGAGCUUGCUGUCUAUAAUUCGUAUUAUUCCCUUUAAGGGGGGGGGGGGGCAUUGUCAGCAGGCUUGCCUGUUUACAGUCGCGCUCCUGCCUCAACGAAACGUACUAGUCUUACUCUAAUAAUAUCUAAUGAGUUGGUCGGGAAGUGAUGCAUUUUCAAUCUCAGUCUCCUUUUGAAUAACAAUCUGCCCUUUUCUUGUCAUGGAAAAAAUACAUUUAUUUAUGAAAACAUUCCUUUCACAAACUUUUAUCUUUUCCUUGACUUUAAGUUUAUCAACAACUCUGGAUUUCGAAUUUGCGUCAAAGAACUCUUUGUUCAGCAGUUUGAUCCACUGACUGUAUCAUAUGCAGUAUUGGCAGGUAUAAUGAGAUCCAUUGCAUUCAGUAUAACAAAUAAAUUUUGAAUAAAAACUGCUCCUAUAUUGGCCAAGUAUUACAGACAAAAGUAGUGAAGGUGUACUUUCUUUAGUAAGUUAUGAUGAUUAAGUGUUAUCCGGUAGCUAUUGUACUUGACAAUCGAAGUCAAUAUUAAAGCAGAAUCAUCAUGUGAAAGCUAAGUCACGGUUAGAGGAAUUAUUUUGAAUUCUUAAUUUGUACUUAAUGAUUAAAAUGAGGAAAAAAUUUCCCUGGUUUGUGCUUUAAAACAACGAAAAACUGAUACUAUUUGACGUCCUUAAUUGCAAAAAUUUGUCGCCUUAUAGGAAUUAAAAUGAUACUUUCUGCCACUGCUUCAUUUAUUAUGGUAAUUAAACAAGGAGGGUGCAAUUUGGUCUGAAAUCAUGUGCUUAAUCUCAAAAUGAACGAGCGAGUGAACACGAGUUCGAUUUGAAAUCACAAGACCGUAUUGUUUCAGACCUAAAUUGCACGACACGAGUUUGAAUAACCACUGAUUUUGAAAUCAGGAAGUAUUUGAAUCCUGUAUUGACGGUAUUAAAUUAGAUUAAAUUUAUACAGGAUUUUAGUCGGUACCAAUAUUUUAUUAAACUAAACAGAAACUUGAUGCGAUUUAGAACCAAAAACGAAGUGGUAUGGAUCAGAACUGCUUUUUGAACAUAAACGAUGUGAUUUAGUAAAGAUUGUAAUCAUAUUUAAAGUAUGAAAAAUAGUUUGAUUAAUUCGUGAAUAUCUCACACUGCUGAUAGCCAAUCAGACUGAAAGGAUCCGAGGCAAUUUCAAAAUGGAUAUAAUAAAUUCGAUUAUUAUUUUACAGACAUAUGUCCCAACGACUGGACCUACUUUGAAGGAUACUGUUACAGAAAAGUGUCUUCCUGUGAUUCGUGGAACGGUAGUCAAGGAAAAUGUUCCGUUCUGGGUGCUAAUCUUCCCAGUAUCCACAAUCAGGAAGAAAAUGUCUAUGUUCAAAACCUCCAUGGUGGGGAGAAUUCUUGGUUGGGCCUCACUGAUAUCAACUCUGAAGGAACGUUUGUGUGGAGUGAUGGAACUUCUUUUAAUUUCCAUUACUGGGCAAGCCACCAACCAAACAACUUCAAAAAUGAAGACUGUGUCCAUACCCUUGGGUUUCUUCGUGGUCAUGAGUACAAGUGGAAUGAUGUCAAUUGCUCUGACUGUCACAAGUUCACUUGCAAAAAAGGUACUCCCUUAACUAUGUAGCAAAUUCGGGAAAAGAACUCAUGCAGAAAUAAAGUUAAGGACAAUUUAAUGCUACUAUAAACAGCCAAGCAAUUCCUGAACAAAACAACUUUAUCGACCAAAAAUGUUGUGCAGCUGCAAACUGUAAGAAUCGAUUGGAAGUAAAUGACCAAUCAGGUCGAUUUUCAUUUCGGCCAUUACAGUUCGCAUCUCUGACCUAAAGCGUUUAUGUUCCUCCUAAAAUUGAUUGCCUUGAAUUUUUCCGUAUUCCAUUUUUGCUUUCUUCGUCCAUCUUUAUGCGUUUUCAUAGCCGGAAUAGAUCAAGAAAGGACUAAUUGGGGUUUACUUACAGUGUGCAUGCAAAUUCUUUUCCUUUUUCUUUUUUUUUUUUUUUUUUUUUUUUUUUUUGGAAUCGGUGUACCUAGUAUCGAGGAUUCCCGCAACUAAGAUUUUCAUAACAACCACUAAGAUUUAAUUUUUUUUAUGAAAAAUUAUUUAAGAAUUUUUUUUUUUAGUGUUUUAUUUUUUAAUUUGUUUUAAUUAUAAUUCUAAACGUGCACAAGGCUUUUUCCACUACUGUCCAGUUAACCCCCCUUGUCUGAACAAUUGUGGUUCAUUUUUAGUGUUUUUUCUAUUUUGUUUUUUAUUUUUUUUUCUUUUUUUUUUUUUUUUUUUUUUUUUUUUUCUUUUAUGGAAUCGGUGUACCUAGUAUCGAUGAUUCACGCAACUAAGAUUAUCAUAACAACCACUAAGAGUUAGAUUACUUACUGAAAGAUUAUUUCAGAAUCUUUUAUUUUAGUGCUAUAUACUUUAAAUUGAUUCAAUUCAGAUUAUAACGAGUGCCAAGGCUUUUCCCACGACUGUCCAGUGAACGCCACCUGUGUGAACAAUGAUGGUUCUUACACCUGUCGAUGCCCCUCUGGAUAUCGCCUUAGUGGAAAGAACUGUACAGGUGAGUAG
Messenger RNA from Porites evermanni, 5085 nucleotides. The record is from the annotation of a GenBank genome assembly. NCBI's taxonomy places the organism in Eukaryota, Metazoa, Cnidaria, Anthozoa, Scleractinia, Poritidae.